UGGCUGAUGCUUAAAGAUAAUAAAUUAUCCGGUUCCAUUCCUACUGAACUUGGGAAUUUGAAGUCUCUCACUAAUCUUGCGGUGAAUCGCAAUCUGCUUACUGGUUCUAUUCCAGUUUCAUUUGGUGAUUUGACAUCUUUAAAUAGCCUUUAUAUGCACCAGAAUCAGCUUUCUGGUCCUAUUCCUAUUCAGCUUGUGAUUUUGAAAUCUGUCAUUGAUCUUAAGUUGAACAAAAAUCAACUUAGUGGUUCCAUUCCUCCAGAGUUUGGAAAUUCAACUCAACUACAAAGGCUUGAUCUUUCUUCCAAUCGUCUAACAGGUCAGAUUCCUAAGGAGUUUGGGAAGAUGAAAAGAAUGUUGAAUUUGUCUUUGGCUGAUAACCAGCUUUCUGGUAUUAUACCUCCAGAGAUCGGAUCUUUUGAACUCAUUGAAGUACUUGAUUUAUCUACAAAUAGAUUAAACGGGUCACUACCAAUAAGUAUCGGUCAAUGGGAACAUAUUCAUUACUUGAAUCUUAGUAAUAACAAGCUCGGUGAGAAAAUUCCAUCUGAGAUUGGUAAAUUAGUUCAACUUACAAAACUUGAUUUAUCUCAGAAUUUGCUAACAGAUGUGAUACCAACUGAAGUUCAAGGUUUGCAAAGUUUACAAAAAUUGGAUCUUUCUCACAAUAGACUGUCUGGUUCUAUUCCUAAUGCUUUUAUAAGGUUGCCACAUGGGAUUGAUAUCAACCUUUCUUACAAUGAGCUCUCAGGCCCAGUUCCCCAAAGUCCCAACUUUGUGAAUGCGUCCAUAGAAGGCAAUCCAGGUGUUUGUGGAAAUAUUACUGGAGUGAAACUUUGUGCAGAUCAAAUGAUUAAGAAGAAAAACAAUCCCUCGCAUCAUGGGGUCAUCCUUGUAAUUAUCUUCCCUCUUAUCGGGGCAGCUGUUUUACUUGGUUUGUUCACGUAUGGCCUCAUUGCUUAUCGACAACAAAAGAAAAGGUCUCCACAUAAACCAUUGGACGAAGAAAGUAGAGGAUAUUUUUCCAUUACAAGUUUUGAUGGAGGAGUAGUGUAUGAUGACAUCUUGAAAGCAACAAAUGAUUUUGAUGAAGCAUGCUCUAUUGGGACCGGAGGAUAUGGUACCGUGUACAAAGCUGACAUACAACCUAACAAUGUGGUAGCUGUCAAGAAACUUCACUCAUCAUCAUCUGAGAAUGUUGAUCAUAAUGGAUUCCUUAAUGAGGUACGAUCAUUAACGAACAUAAGGCAUCGAAACAUAGUGAAACUCUAUGGAUAUUGCUCCCAUCGCCAUCACUCAUUUUUGAUUUAUGAAUACCUUGAAAAGGGAAGCCUUGGAUCAAUAUUAUGCAAUGAGAUCUUAGCAAAAGAAUUGGACUGGUUAAAAAGGAUCAAUAUUGUAAUGGGUAUAGCUAAUGGUUUGGCUUAUAUGCAUCACGACUGCUCACCUCCUAUAAUUCAUAGAGACAUUUCCAUUUCCAACAUCCUUCUUGAUUCCGAUUAUGAGGGACAUAUUUCUGAUUUUGGGACCUCCAAGCUUUUAAAGCUAGACUCAUCCAACUGGACCGCAAUUGCAGGCACCUAUGGUUAUAUCGCCCCAGAGCUUGCUUAUACGAUGGUGGCAACCGAGAAAUGUGAUGUGUAUAGCUUUGGGAUUGUUGCACUAGAAGUGAUCAUGGGAAAGCAUCCCGGUGAAAUAUCAACAUUGUCUGCUGAUUAUCUGGUGUUAGGAAAUGUGGGAGACAGUCGGAUUCCACUUCCCUCACCACAAGUUGAGAAACAAGUUGAUUUGGUGCUGAGUCUUUCAAGAGCAUGUUUGAGCUCCAAUCCGAAUGGAAGACCAACUAUGCGCCAAGUUUCAAAUCGGUUAAUGAAGGAUCUGCUUUAAAUCGGCAUCUCUUGCUUGAUCAAUAUAGUGUACUUACAGUGUUCUUUACUUUUCUCAUGUUUCCUA
Messenger RNA from Lactuca sativa (garden lettuce), 1953 nucleotides. Its product is annotated as MDIS1-interacting receptor like kinase 2. Gene Ontology annotation, molecular function: protein binding; ATP binding; protein kinase activity. Gene Ontology annotation, biological process: protein phosphorylation. The record is from RefSeq and is a predicted model, not a curated record. NCBI's taxonomy places the organism in Eukaryota, Viridiplantae, Streptophyta, Magnoliopsida, Asterales, Asteraceae.